CAACAUUCUAAAAUUCUGAGUAUUUAUAGUAAAAGCAAACACUGAAGGUAAAGUAGAAACCUACCAAAUGCUCUUCAUCACUGUGCAUUAUCUUCUGUAACACUCCAGACUCUUACACUCAGCCACCUACAAGACAGGUCAACUUAAAUGUCCAGUGAACAUCUCAAACAAUGACUCUAGAUUCCUUUCAUUACCUGUUUCUCCCAGUCCUCUGUAUCUCACUAUUAGUUGCUCAAGACAAAAACCUAAGAGUCAUCACUCUUGAUUCUUCUCUUUUCAUCACUUUCUUUUUAUUUUUUUUAGAGACAGGGUCUCACUCUGUCACCCAGGCUGGAGUGCAGUGGCACAGUCAGCCAAAUCCUGGGCUCAAGCUGUAUUCCUGCCCCAGCCUCCCAAGCAGCUAGGAUGACAGGCAUGUGCCACCAUGCAUAAGCUAAGUUUUAAAAUUUUUAUAGAGGCAAGCUAUGUUGCCCGGGCUGGUCUCAACCUCCGGGCCUCAAGCAGUCCUUCCUCCUCAGCCUCCUCAAGCACUGGGAUUACAGGCAUGAGCCACUGUGCCCAGCCUCUUUUCUUCACUUUCUACAUACACAAUAGCCUUCCAGAACUAUCAGAUGAGAGAUGAUAUUUGAAAGUCACCAACUUAAACAUGAGAAAUAAAACCAAGAGAACGCAGGAGUUCUAGUGGAGAGCAUACAGAGUUUAAGGAUUAUUCAUAAUUAGCAAGUAGAAAGAAGGCAGACUGGCUGCUUUGAAAAGCCAUCUUUGCAUUGUUCCUCGUCCGCCUCCUUGCUCGCCGCAGCCGCCGCCGCCGCACGCCUCCUCCGCCGCCGCGAUCUCCGGCAGCUUUAUCGCCAGAGUCCCUGAACUCUCGCUUUCCUUUUAAUCCCCUGCAUCGGAUCACCGGCGUGCCCCACCAUGUCAGACGCAGCCGUAGACACCAGCUCCGAAAUCACCACCAAGGACUUAAAGGAGAAGAAGGAAGUUGUGGAAGAGGCGGAAAAUGGAAGAGACGCCCCAGCUAACGGGAAUGCUAAUGAGGAAAAUGGGGAGCAGGAGGCUGACAAUGAGGUAGAUGAAGAAGAGGAAGAAGGUGGGGAGGAAGAGGAGGAGGAAGACGGUGAUGGUGAGGAAGAGGAUGGAGAUGAAGAUGAGGAAGCUGAGUCAGCUACGGGCAAGCGGGCAGCUGAAGAUGAUGAGGAUGACGAUGUCGAUACCAAGAAGCAGAAGACCUACGAGGAUGACUAGACAGCAAAAAAGGAAAAGUUAAACUAAAAAAAAAGGCCGUCGUGACCUAUUCACCCUCUACUUCCCGUCUCAGAAUCUAAACGUGGUCACCUUCGAGUAGAGAGGCCCGCCCGCCCACCGUGGGCAGUGCCACCCGCAGAUGACACGCGCUCUCCACCACCCAACCCAAACCAUGAGAAUUUGCAACAGGGGAGGAAAAAAGAACCAAAACUUCCAAGGCCCUGCUUUUUUUCUUAAAAGUACUUUAAAAAGGAAAUUUGUUUGUAUUUUUUAUUUACAUUUUAUAUUUUUGUACAUAUUGUUAGGGUCAGCCAUUUUUAAUUAUCUUGGAUGACCAAACCAGCCUUCGGAGCGUUCUCUGUCCUACUUCUGACUUUACUUGUGGUGUGACCAUGUUCAUUAUAAUCUCAAAGGAGAAAAAAAACCUUGUAAAAAAAGCAAAAAUGACAACAGAAAAACAAUCUUAUUCCGAGCAUUCCAGUAACUUUUUUGUGUAUGUACUUAGCUGUACUAUAAGUAGUUGGUUUGUAUGAGAUGGUUAAAAAGGCCAAAGAUAAAAGGUUUCUUUUUUUUCCUUUUUUGUCUAUGAAGUUGCUGUUUAUUUUUUUUGGCCUGUUUGAUGUAUGUGUGAAACAAUGUUGUCCAACAAUAAACAGG
Pongo pygmaeus (Bornean orangutan) is the source of this 1902-nucleotide messenger RNA. Its product is annotated as prothymosin alpha-like. Lineage: Eukaryota; Metazoa; Chordata; Mammalia; Primates; Hominidae. Gene Ontology annotation, biological process: negative regulation of apoptotic process; positive regulation of transcription by RNA polymerase II. The coding region runs from base 916 to 1245 and encodes 109 amino acids. Gene Ontology annotation, cellular component: nucleus. The transcript has a single exon. The record is from RefSeq and is a predicted model, not a curated record. Gene Ontology annotation, molecular function: histone binding.